GGCAGUGGAUGCGCGCGGCGGCCCAGGGUGUGGUGUUCCUGGUCUUCCACGUUGGCUCGGCCUGGGCCAGACAGCUGGGGGCGGCCGUCUGUGCGAAGCGAGGCCCGCCCCCGCCGUCAUCUGUGGGGGCGCGGGUGCCCGCCCCGCCAGCGCGGGGCUGGCCUGCGGCCGCGGUGCCACCCACCCCCGCGCUGGCCCAGAAGCAGCGCGUGGAGCUGGAGGCGGCCAAGGUCGACUUCCACAGGGGCGACGCAGUCUCGUUCGCAGUCUCUGCCGUGUCAGGUCGUGGACCGGCCGCUGGGGUGCACUACGGCGCUGGCGGACUAGGCGUGAGGCUCGUCGGCUCCCUCGUCGAGUGCGGUGAGUUCGCGGCCGUGUCGCCCGACUUUGACGUCUACGAGGGGCAGCUGAGCCUCAACAGCGGCAGCUUGGAGGGGAUCCGUUUCUCGUGUUCGGUCGACGUGUGGCCGCGAGGGGCCCCCGCUCCUGGCAGUGUGCUCUACACCCUCGCGGCGCUCAUGUCCGCCCAGGUCAACGAGCGGGCAGCAGAGGCGGACCAGGUGAGUAACCUGGGACGGGCUCACCGCGGGCUCCCGCUGGUGGGCGAGGCGGCCCGAGUACCAGGAGCCGCCGUCGUGGAGGGGACGCCCGUGCCCGCCAUGGGCCCUGCGCCUGGGGCCCCCCGUCUCGCCCCGACAGGCGGGGCGCGGAUCGUCGCGGAGCCGUUCGGGGGCCACGACGCCGGCGAGGAGUCCACGCUGCCUGCGAGGGCUGCGGGGCUGGGGACCCGCGGCCUCGUGGUGAUCGACGGGGGCGCCGCCGUGCUCGAGCAGCUGAGUGUGAGGGCUGACCUCAUUCGCUGGGGCCUGGCGCAGAGCAGGUCUCUCUGCGGUGGCCCGAGGAUCCUGGCGCGGUCCCCGACGGAGCGGGCCCUGGCCGACGGGCCCGCCAUCGGAGUCGAGAUGGUCGACUCGGUGGUCAGGGACGGCGUGGCCAGUCUGAUCGACCGCGCCAGGAGGUGGCGGCGUGGGAGCGGCGCCGAGACCCACAGCUUGACCGCCCACGAGGACGCGGUCCUCCGCGUGGAGGUGCUGCUCUCGGCGGCGGUGGACGGGUUCAACGUGAAGAACCUUAUCGAUGACGAGCUCCUCCUGAGACGGAUCCCCGAGCAUGGGGAGUCCGCGGCAGAGAAUCCCGAGGCGCGGGGCUACGAGGGGUCGGACUACUACCUAGGGAUCAACGAGUGUUCGGGAGGGGUCCCGACGGUGCCUUCGCUCUGGGCUCGCGCCGCAACCGAGCUCAGCGAAGAGGCAGAGAUUCUGAAGGGGAAGCGGAAGGCAUCGGAGGCCAGGGGGGCAGGC
This is a messenger RNA of Prorocentrum cordatum, 1361 nucleotides long. NCBI's taxonomy places the organism in Eukaryota, Dinophyceae, Prorocentrales, Prorocentraceae. The record is from the annotation of a GenBank genome assembly.